UGCCGCUGUGACACAGGUGUUUUAUUCUCUAUCAGUGUGUACCGGAGCAAUCAUUAUGUUUUCAUCGUAUAACGGCUUUAGGCAAAAUAUUUACAGAGAUGCAAUGAUCGUGACAACUUUAGACACCUUCACAAGUCUCCUCUCCGGUGUCACAAUUUUCGGGAUCCUUGGCAAUUUAGCAUAUGAACUGAACACUGAGGUAGACGAAGUGGUGGGCUCAGGAGGAACGGGUCUUGCCUUCAUUUCCUACCCUGACGCAAUUGCCAAGACAUUUUUGCCACAGUUAUUCUCGGUGCUGUUCUUCCUGAUGAUGACGGUUCUGGGCGUGGGCUCCGGGGUGGCGCUGCUGUCGACUAUCAAUACAGUCGUAAUGGAUGCCUUCCCGCGCGUGCCCACCGUCUACAUGUCAGCCAUGUGCUGCACCGUCGGCUUUGGCUUGGGGCUCAUAUACGUUACACCGGGUGGCCAAUACGUAUUGGAGCUGGUUGACUACUAUGGCGGUACUUUCUUGGUCCUGUUUUGUGCCAUUACAGAAUUAAUAGGAAUUUGCUGGAUUUAUGGUCUAGAAAACAUCUGCCUGGACAUCGAGUUCAUGCUGGGCAUAAAGACGUCGUUCUACUGGCGCAUCUGCUGGGGCAUCGUCACGCCGGCGCUCAUGGUCACCGUGUUCGGUUACGCGCUCGCUUCCUUCGAAGCCCUGGUCUUCGGCGAGGACUACUACUACCCUACAGCUGGAUAUGCUGCCGGAUAUGUCAUGCUGGGAAUGGGGAUCAUUUUCGUUCCUUUAGUUAUGGGCAUGGUCAUAUGGAAAAAUAGAAAUAACAGCUUCAAGCAGGUUAUCAAGAAGUCAUUCCAUUAUAGUCCCAAAUGGGGCCCUCGUUCUGCCCUGAUAAAGGAGGAAUGGCAGCAGUUCAUAGCAGAAGCCAAGUCAGACCGCAUGGGUACUUCCUUCUGGAGACACAUAGGCAAUAUCUUGACCGGUGGAUAUAGGUCGGGAAAAUAAUCUAGUCGUUAUUAGAUUGUUUAAUGUAAAUAU
Ostrinia furnacalis (Asian corn borer) is the source of this 1036-nucleotide messenger RNA. Its product is annotated as sodium-dependent nutrient amino acid transporter 1-like. Gene Ontology annotation, cellular component: plasma membrane. The transcript has 7 exons. Bases 56 to 1003 code for a protein of 315 amino acids. Gene Ontology annotation, biological process: amino acid import across plasma membrane; nitrogen compound transport; sodium ion transmembrane transport. Gene Ontology annotation, molecular function: amino acid:sodium symporter activity; L-amino acid transmembrane transporter activity. Lineage: Eukaryota; Metazoa; Arthropoda; Insecta; Lepidoptera; Crambidae. The record is from RefSeq and is a predicted model, not a curated record.